UGGAAAAUUGUAAACUUGUAUAUGUGGAAAGUUUAUAAAUCCAAUUGUAAACCGAUAAUUUAUAAUGAAAAAAGUAUUAAACUAAAUGGCGUUGUCUAUAUAUCGGACGGGAUGGGAAAUGAUAGCAGCCGAUUAAAGGGAUUAGUGAUAGAUAAGAAUUCCGUGGAAGCAAAUGACUUCUGGACACUUUACAAUGCCGAAUCACCAACAACUUCAAAUGAAGAUGGUCGACAAUUGCUUUCCAUAUUUCAAGGUGAAGCGGUGGUUAAUGGUCAAUUAUGGGUUAUACAGGGACCAUUAGAACGCGCUAUAAAGAAUUUAAUGAUAUACCGUCAUCCAUAUAUAUUAAAAUAUGUCACCACAUGGGAGCAAGGAGGUCAAAAGCAUUUAGCCACAGAGCGUGUACGUCCCUUAACGACCGUCUUAUCUGCACAAAGUAGUUUACAAGUUUGCCUAGGAUUACGAACAAUUCUAUGCAGCUUAAUUUUCUUAGUGGAGAAGGCUCUGGGACGUCAUCUCAAUAUCUGCAUUUCGUCAAUUUACGUAACCGACAAUGGCAGUUGGCGGCUGGCAGGUUUUGAAUAUGUUUGGAAACAUAAAGAAAUAACAAAAUCCCUACUCGAUUUGGUAAAAACAUAUCGCUAUACUGCAGCUGUAGACUCUAAUCAAUGCAAAGAAUAUAACACCGAUGCAAUUGAGCAAUAUGCCUUUGCAACACUCUGUGAAGAGGUGCUGAAUAAAUGUAACAAAACCGGUACCACUGAAACACCACAUGCGCAAGAGUUUCGCGAUUAUUGCGCCACCCACCUAAAACACAGCAAUACGCAACUACGACCCCGCUUAUCGGCCGUGCUCUUACAUCCAUAUUUUAACCAUGAAUUUGUGCUUAUACAUUCCUUCCUAUUCGAAUUGCCAUUGAAGAGUGUGCAAGAGAAGCAGGAUUUUUUCACAGGCCUUAUCGAUCGUUUACGCUAUUUCAAUGAAGAAGUGGUGGGUGCGCAAUUAGCUGCAGAUUUACUCUCGCGUAUGGUCUUAUUAGACCCCACAGCGCAAUUGUGUGUUACGCCCUAUGUGCUGAAAACGAAGAUUGAUCACUCAGCAGCAUUAUUUUCCAAUCAAACGUAUUUGCGUUACAUUAUGCCACAUAUAAAGAAAAUGUUUCGUCUACGCGAUGCCCAAAUACGUUUGAUAUUAUUAGAAUACUUUAUAGAAUUUGUAAGAUUGCUAUCAAAAGACGAACUGCUCGAAUGUAUACUACCGUAUUUGCUGGAAGGCAUGAACGAUACAAAUGAUGUGUUGGUUGCGAAAACAUUGCGUUGCAUGGCUGAUCUAGUACCAAUUUUGGGUGCAUCCACAGUAAUUCGCGGCAAUCGUACGCGUAUAUUCUCCGACGGCCGACCACAAGCUGCAGUUUCCGAUGCCACAACACACUGGGUUGAGCCACGUUCAAUAACGCCUGUAUUGGGCAAUAAUAUGGAUUGUAUGGUCUCGGAUAGUCCAUUACCCGAUAAUGUAGAUUUAAGUGACAGCUUUAUUUCUUUGCCGCAAGGUGAAAUAAAUGAACAAUUAGAUAUGCCACCACGUCUUAGCCCGGAUGGUGGUGAAGACGAUAAGAGUGCAGUGGUUGUCGAUGGUGUGCUUACGGAACUCUUGCAACAGCAAGAUGUUAACAGCGAGAAUAUAACUGAAACAAUUGUGGAAGAGGAAAUUUUUAUCAAUGGCGAUACAGCAGGUUUAAUUAACCAAAGUAUUAAUGAAAACCUAAACACACUUACGGAUAUAUGCUCUAAUGUACAUACUGAAAAUACAGAUUAUGCUAAAAAAAUAACCGCCAACAAUGGGUUUCACGACCAGCAACAUGUAGAGCAGAAAGAGGAUGAUGAAAAUGAAGAAUGGUCCGAUUGGGAAACUGAUGAGCUGCAGAAACUUCAUAAUGACACAGAAGCUGAUUCGACAACGACAGAAAAAACAAAUUCAUACCAAGUGACAAUUGCACUGCCUCAUAAUGGUAUUGACGUAGCAUCACUGCAAACUGUUAACGCCGCCACGAAAGAGCGUUUGGGAGAGGCUAGCGCCCAACAAACACGCAGCUUGAUAAUAAAUGAUGAUCUCAACGCUUUUGAUAUAGUCGUACAAAAAUCCACCACUGCACCGUUGGAAAAAAGUGCUGAAUUUGAUUUCUUUAAAGAUAUGGAACCUGUUAUACAGUCAAGGAGUAGCGUGACAAUACCACCACACAAUUUUACUACAAAUUCGCCAAAAAUUGCAAUUAAAUCGUCAAAUAAAAUUGACACCGAUGACAUUGUAAUCGAUAGUAGCCGCUUUGCAGCAGUUGCAAUAAAUGCAGAUGACAAUACGGCAAAUGGCGAUGGUUGGGGUAUGGAUGACGAUGUUGAAGAUGCGUGGAAGGAAUAGUACGCCAUAAGGCUGCCAUGUCUCGAGCGGUAGUCAUUGCGAACAACAUUGCGACGUUGAUAUAUUAUAUAUGUGAUUGAGAAUGUUGUCAAAAAGUUGCAAUUAUCAAGCUAAAUUGUUAAAAUUGUCUUUAUGUUACUUUUGUAUUUAGUGAAAAUAUGAAUGCGCCUGUAUAUGUGCACUGAUUAUAGUUUGCCCUUAUCAAAUACCGACUUGUGUAUGCCAGAUUUUCAACAAAUCCCUUUUGUUGGUAUUGUGUACUAAUAUUUAAAUUACAGGGAAAAUAUAUACAACAACUAAAUUCAAUAUUCUUGUAGAUACAUACAUACAUACA
Molecule: messenger RNA, 2749 nt
Organism: Ceratitis capitata (Mediterranean fruit fly)
Lineage: Eukaryota; Metazoa; Arthropoda; Insecta; Diptera; Tephritidae
Product: protein-associating with the carboxyl-terminal domain of ezrin
Exons: 5
Coding region: 22-2415 (797 amino acids)
Source: RefSeq, a predicted model, not a curated record